Messenger RNA from Raphanus sativus (radish), 2360 nucleotides. Its product is annotated as NAC domain-containing protein 100. NCBI's taxonomy places the organism in Eukaryota, Viridiplantae, Streptophyta, Magnoliopsida, Brassicales, Brassicaceae. Gene Ontology annotation, biological process: regulation of DNA-templated transcription. The record is from RefSeq and is a predicted model, not a curated record. Bases 1222 to 2205 code for a protein of 327 amino acids. Gene Ontology annotation, molecular function: DNA binding. The transcript has 3 exons.
AUUAAGGAUAUACCAAAAUCAAUAUGUAUACACUGUAUAUUUUUUUUUAAUGUCUGUGUUACCCCUAAUACUCUCUCUCUCCCUGACGACAUCUCCAUCUCUAUGUUAAACUUAUUCUCACCCACCACCAACACCCACCCCUUCUUCACCAUCAGUAUCCCUUCUGGUCCAUGACCACCACCAACACCACCCCCAGAGCCCCGAAAACUCAACUCCGACCACCGUCCAUGGCUCCUUCAGCACGUCCCUUCCCACCCCCGCGCGUCACCAUAGCUCUCCCUCCGCCGUCUCACGGUCUCAGUCGCCGCCUCCUCUCCCACAAGUGAUCCGCCUCCUCGACGCCGAGCUCCCUCCGCUCCUCCGUCUCCCCUCUCUGUUCUCCUCCACCUUCUUCUUCUCUCACCUCCACCACCGAGUGUCUCCACCUUCUCCCGUCCCGAGUUCUUGUCUCCCGCCAGCAAAAAUCAUUGACAACAAAAGCUCCCUUUUUGGAGUUGGAGAUUUAGAUUGAUAGGAGGAAUUAGGGAUUUGGAGAAUUGGGUAACAAAAAAAGGAUGCAGCUUCACAUAUCGCCUAGCAUGAGGUCGUCUCCCGCCUCCUCCACGUCUGCCAUGACGUCGUCUCCUGCAACCCCGAGCUCUUCUCCAGCUCUCUUCUCCUCCGCUGCAGAUCUCUCUCCCCCGUCAAAUUGUAAUUUGUUUGUGAAAAAAGGACAGUAUAGAAAAACUAUUAUUAAUUUGCUACAGUAUUCUACCAUCUUAGAAAAAAAUGGUAUAUCCUUAAUAUUGACUUCUUUUAGUUAUUCCCAGCAAAUUAACUCUAUUUUAAAAGCUCAGAAAAAGUUUUUAAAAAGGGGAAAGUGCUAAAACAACCUACCCAAGUUGCGUUACACACUACGUAUCUUUCUCCCCACACACAAAAAUGGGGAAAUAUAUUCUUUUUCAUUUCCAUAUUCUACAAAACAAUAUUUUCGUUUUAAUUCUUGUGAUUAAGAAAAUGAAAACAAUGCAAUUUUGUUUUUCCAACUCCUUUAUAGUUUCAUUUGCCCAUUUUCCCUUUAUAUUUUCUUCAUCAUAUUCCUAACCUUUCUCCCCAACUUCUCUGUUCAUCGUUUUCUCUCUCUCUAGUUAUAAUAAAUAUCUUCACAUAGCAUUCAUCUCUAAAAAAAACCAUUCAAGAUCAAAUAAAGGGUUUAAUUAAGGUUUCUUGAAGGGACAAAAAAUGGAGACGUUUUGUGGGUUUCAGAAGGAAGAAGAGCAGAUGGAUUUACCUCCAGGGUUCAGGUUUCAUCCAACAGAUGAAGAACUCAUAAGUCACUAUCUCCACAAGAAGGUUCUUGACAUCAGCUUCUCAGCCAAAGCUAUUGGUGAAGUUGACUUGAACAAAUCUGAGCCAUGGGAGUUACCAUGGAUGGCAAAAAUGGGUGAGAAGGAAUGGUACUUCUUCUGUGUGAGGGACAGAAAAUAUCCAACCGGUUUGAGGACUAACCGCGCGACUGAAGCCGGUUAUUGGAAGGCAACCGGGAAGGAUAAGGAGAUUUACCGUGGUAAAUCCCUUGUCGGGAUGAAGAAGACACUUGUUUUCUAUAGAGGCAGGGCUCCCAAAGGUCAGAAAACAAACUGGGUGAUGCAUGAGUAUAGGCUUGAAGGCAAACUCUCUGCCCAUAAUUUACCUAAAACCGCAAAGAAUGAAUGGGUGAUAUGUAGGGUGUUCCAGAAGAGUGCUGGAGGAAAGAAGAUCCCUAUUUCGAGUCUAAUCCGUAUCGGUACACUUGGAACCGACUUUAGCCCUUCCCUUAUGCCUUCUCUAACCGAUGCUUCACCUUUCAACGAUAAAACCAAAACAGAACCGGUUUACGUGCCCUGCUUCUCCAACCAAACUGAUCAAGCCCAAGGAAACACACUUAAUUGUUUCAGCAGCCCUGACAUUUUCCACAGGAUUCCACUCUACCAAACUCAAUCCCUCCAGGUCUCUGGUAAUCUACAGAGUCCCAUUCUCGGUCAAGAACAUUCGGUUCUACAUGCUGUGAUUGAUAACAACAGAAGGCAGAAUCUCAAAGUGAUGAGUGUCUCACAAGAAACCGCAGUUUCUACUGACAUGAAUACUGAUAUUUCGUCGGAUUUUGAAUACGGUAAAAGACAUGCUCAAGAAGAUCCAUCUUCCUCGGCUGGACCUGUUGAUCUUGAACCUUUCUGGAAUUACUGAAGAAGAUUCAAGAGUAGUGUUCACUAAUUUACUGUCAUAAAAAAAGUAAGAAAACAAUUUCAGCUUUUGUCUGGUGUGUCAACGUUUGUAUAGAUUAUUACAAUCUCAACUUCCACUAUAUGUUAUACUCAAAAAGAAACUUAAAAUAUAGUUUG